AUGGACGGCUUGUUCGAUGGCUCGCCGCUUCUAUCGGCCGUCCUCGCGGCAGACUUCGUUGAUGUACUCUUGAAGAGAUGGUGGGAUCUUUUUACCAUCUUGGCUACAGCUUGGGUAUAUCUUGUACUUGCAAGGAGACUCGAUAUUCUGUUUACCCUGGGCUUUGUCGCUUGGAAGCAUGCUUCUGUAAUGACCUCGCUUGUAAGCCUCCUCAACUCACGGUAUACCACGGAUGCCGCCCUUGGAAUAUGCGGAAUAUUUCUAGUUGGUUACUAUGCCUCAAGGUGGAUUGUCAAUCGCAGGGUCAACUCUACUGCUAGUACUGCUCAUCGACUGUUGAUUCCUGGUCGAAUAACUCACCAUAGGUUGUAUCCCCAGAAGCAUUCUUUUUCUUAUCCAUACCUCCUGCUUGGCAUCCCGAUAGAGGUCUCGGAUAACGCCAAUGACAUUAUGCUUGCAAAUGUUCACAGUUCAUGGUCUUGGUUCAUACAAUUGUCCGGAUUGACAGCCUUGUUUAAGGUUUGUCCGGCUGAUCAUCUACAACGCAUACGCUCCGACAAUGGCUUGCGUGGAAAAUUGGAUGCAUAUCUGGGGUCUGAGGGUAUUGAUGCCUCGCGGUAUCCGUAUGCCUAUCUCGUGACUGCCGCACAGUUGCCAGGCUUGCGCUUUAAUCCGGCAACCUUUUGGUUCCUUUACUCACCAGACAAGGUCUUUCAGGCAAUCAUCCUGGAGAUGAACAAUGUCUUCGGGGAAAGGCAUCCCUAUCUUGUCACGAGAGAAGUACAGGCAGAAGAUAAGCAUGUUCAUAACAUGACCGAGAACGACCAAGGACUUCUGUGCGCUCAAAUAAGAACGACAUGGCGAAAGAGAUUUCAUGUAUCGCCUUUCAACUCGCGAACGGGAUCGUACUCUAUGCUUGCCAAGGAUCCCCCUGGGCCUGGAAUGCGAGGAUUUCGAGGUCUCGAUAUUUCCAUCACCCUCUCGUCGUCAAAAGACCAGCCGAAGGUUUUGACAAACUUGUUCUCCGAAGGCGAGGCUAUUGACCCCUAUAAAAUAAGCAUUUCAGGGAGGGUUCGGUUCGCCUCAAGCUGGCUCGGUUCGCUUCUAGCCAUUCUCCCCCGAUUCAUGAUGGAAUCAACCAUUCUCUUCUUCAAACCUAGUCUUCAUUUCUGGUAUCGGCCUGAACCUUACAAGGAAAGUAUAGGACGUUCAGCUAAUUGGAUUGAGAAAAUUCUCGAACAAGUAUUUCGUGAAUACUUGAAGCAUCUUGUCCAACGAUCGACCGCCCCUGUCACUAUUCUAUACACGCCAAGGGGAGUUGCUGAAGCGUCUAAGCAGACAUUUAUCUCACCCUCCACGUGCGGCCCUGGAGAAUCUAUUCGAGAUCAAGAUCAAAGUGUUGAUGCCGAUUUUCUAUUCACGCUUCGUUUACUAUGCGCAUGA
Messenger RNA from Fusarium proliferatum ET1, 1443 nucleotides. RefSeq lists its product as uncharacterized. The transcript is spliced from 2 exons. The record is from RefSeq and is a predicted model, not a curated record. Bases 1 to 1443 code for a protein of 480 amino acids. Lineage: Eukaryota; Fungi; Ascomycota; Sordariomycetes; Hypocreales; Nectriaceae.